UUUUUUGUGGAAUUACCUCCGGAUUACCUGUCACCUGAAAAUGUGAGUCACUAAGAGAUCCAGACUGACUACAUUACACUCGGUGAACUAACUUCUGUUUCUCUUAGGCAUUGUUUCCGGCGCGCUGCUUGUCGGCUCCUCUCGUCCACACCACGGUCUGCAUGGGUUACUACAUCUAGCUCGACUCAAAUUCCCAUCCCUGGCCAGGCAUCGCAAUUUCUCCAGAAGAUCAGGUGGAACAGCCAACAUGUACAAACAAAAUCACAUCUUGCAAACAAAGACGCAACAACCACAUCCGAUAACGACGAACAAUUAAUACAAGCCGCAGUUGGGUACAUGGAGGGUACCCCUGCUCCUGCCAACGAAACUCAGAACCAUGCCUCAGAAGAGAGUGAAGCGCAAAGACAGCCUUGGGAUGAAAAUUCUAAACGCGCAAAACGCUUGCGGCUUUUGAAUAAGGAUCCUGAGCCGAAAGAGACGGUCUACGUCGGGAACCUUUUCUACGAUGUAACGGCGGAGGAUUUGCGGAAGCAGAUGGAGAAGUACGGGGUUGUGGAACAUGUGUAUGUUACUUUUGAUAAUAGGGGCUUGAGCAAAGGGUUCGGUUAUGUCCAAUUCGAUACUGUUGAUUCGGCCAGACGUGCAAUUGAAGCAAUGCACAUGCGGGUGUUCGAGGGUCGUCGUGUCCUUGUACAGUUCGCGCUGAACAAUGUCUCAUCUCGCCGGAUCUUGAAGCCCGCCUCUAAAACGAUAUAUAUUGGCAAUUUGCCAUUCGAGAUGACCGAUAAGGACUUGAAUGAUCUCUUCCGUGAUGUUAUUAAUGUGAUUGAUGUUCGGGUAUCUGUUGAUCGCCGGACUGGGAUGCCCAGAGGCUUUGCCCACGCGGAGUUCAUCAACGCUGAGAGUGCACGGGUGGGAAUAGAAAUUCUCAGCAAAAAGGCGCCAUAUGGUAGGAAGUUACGACUGGAUUACAGCCACACGAAUAGAAAGGCAGAUCGGGUGGAAGCUAACAACUAGUGAUUUGACGAAAUCACUUUUCCUAGUCUUGAUGUUUUACUUGGGGUUUUCUUUAUUCGUGGAGUGUGAUAGAUUGUGGUUGCUUUAUGUAUUAUAUGUGUAGCGAACACUCUGCGCUAUGCUUUGUACAAUAUCUACAUAGACCUAUAUUAAACCUUUUG
Molecule: messenger RNA, 1178 nt
Organism: Aspergillus alliaceus
Lineage: Eukaryota; Fungi; Ascomycota; Eurotiomycetes; Eurotiales; Aspergillaceae
Product: nucleic acid-binding protein
Exons: 2
Coding region: 337-1017 (226 amino acids)
Molecular function (GO): RNA binding
Source: RefSeq, a predicted model, not a curated record